AUGAGUACGCACGACCUCAUAGAAGGCGAAGCCUUGCUGGACGAGGAGGACAACGAAGAGUCCUUCGAUGAAGAGGUCAAAGAGGGUGCCGGAACGAACGGCCGCUACGAUGAUUCCAGUGAUGAAGAAGAGGACGAGGAUGAUGAAGAAGCCGCCCGCGCAGUACCGCCCCUGAAACCCUCCACUGCAUGUUUCAUUGUCGACGAGGAUGAAGAGAUCGAGGAACGUACCCGCAGCAGACGGGAGAAAAGGAAACGUCGACGAGAAGAACGGGAGCGAGAAGACGAGCAUCUGGACGAGGAAGAUCUGUACCUGAUCGGAGAGCACAACCCCGAGUUCCAGGCUCCAGCCGCGACAGAGUCUAAAUUCAAACGUCUGAAACGCGGCCACAAGGAUCGGGAUCGUCAGCCCUCCCAGGGAAUAGACGAUAUCUUCAAGUCCGACGAAGAGGAAGAGGUAGACUACGGAAGGCCUGGCCAUGGUCGGAGGGGCAUGCAUGAUGACAUGGGUGACUUCAUCGAGGAGGAUGUCUUCUCCGACGAAGAAGGUCAGGUUGGACGUGAAGAUGAGGAGGUGGCGCGUCCUGCGAGGAGGGGUGUGUCCGGACCCGGUGUUACCGACGCAACAGGAUUAGACGAAAAUGCUCUUGAGGACAUGCGCAUGGCCUUCGGCGAUGGAAACGAGUAUCAAUUCGCGCUCGAGAUGGAAGAGGAGGAGGAAGAGCAAGAGGAAGACGAGGAAAAGCAUCUCGACCUGAAAGACGUCUUCGAGCCGUCGCAGCUAGCGGAGAAGAUGUUGACGGAGGAAGACAAUGAGAUCCGUCUGCAGGAUGAGCCCGAACGGCAUCAACUCGCACGGAAGCCGUAUCGCCACGUGGUCCUCAGCGAAGAGCAAUUCCGGGAGGAGGCAGUCUGGAUCUCAAAUCUGAUGCUGCUUAAAAAACGUAUCGAACCCGAGUUGCGAGAGCCGUUUCAGCGUUCUAUUGCUAAAGUUCUGGAGUUUAUGACGACCGAUGACUGGGAGGUUCCGUUCAUCUUUCAACACCGCAAAGACUAUCUGAUUCAUGCUGCCAAGGUACCAGUAACACCAGAUCCGUCCAAUCCAGACGCUCCUCAAUAUACGAUCAAGGCCGAGAAGCUGUUGAAUAUGACGGAUCUAUGGGACAUCUUUGACUACGACUUGAAAUUCAAAGCUCUGAUCGACAAGCGAAAUGCUGUGCAGAAGACGUAUGAUAAUCUCCAGAGUCUGUUUAACGUGCAGGAUAGUGUCUUUGAGGAGAUGCUUCCGGCGGCAGUGACCAUGGAAGAGCUCCAGGAUCUACAAGAUCAUAUCCAUUUUCAGUACUCGUCGCAGCUGAAGGACAUGGCCGUGACGGAGAAUGGAACGCGGGCGAACGGUGAAGGUGCCCAGCGGCGGAAGACUACAGCCAAGACCUUUUUCGAACGUGUUAGGAACAGUAAGGCCUACGGGCUGGUUCGAGCGUUCGGUAUCUCAGCGGAUGCCUUCGCUCAGAAUGCACUCAAGGAAGGCCGACGGCAGUACACCGAAGACCCUAGCGAGCGCCCCGAGGAAAUGGCUGACAGUAUGCUUGAUUCUGACUUCACCAAUUCGUCCCAUGCUCUAAAAGCUGCAAAGACUAUGUUCGCCGAGGAACUGGUGAUGAGCCCAAAGAUGCGCAAGGUGAUCAGGCAGGCCUACUAUAUGAAUGGAGUCGUUGAGUGUUUCCGCACCGAGAAAGGUCUCCGUCGGAUUGAUGAGCAACAUCCGUACUACGAGUUCAAAUACCUGCGGAACCAGCAACUUAGUGAUAUUGCCCGGCGUCCAGAACUGUACCUGCGAAUGCUCAAAGCCGAAGAGGAGGGUCUGGUUGAGGUGAAGGUUCGUUUUGAGAACUUCGACAACUUCCGGCGACGCCUCUACUCCGAUAUCGAAUCUGAUAACUUCAGCGAGAUCGCCGAUGCCUGGAACAGGGAGCGACGGAGCGUGCUUGAUGCAGCCCUGUCCAAGUUAGAGAAGCUGAUGAGCCGUAGCGUGAAGGAGAAUAUUCGGCAGGAAUGCGAGAUUCACGUUGCGAAGGAAUGCCGAGAAGCUUUCUCGUUGCGGUUGGACCAGGCCCCAUAUAAACCCAAGGGUAUGGUACUUGGUACGGUGCCUCGCGUUCUGGCCUUGUCAAAUGGAUCUGGUAUCAUCGGUAAGGAUCCAAUUAACUGGGCUUGGGUUGAGGAAGACGGCCGUGUACUCGAAAAUGGGAAGUUCACCGACCUCUCUGUUGGCGACAAAGACCGCAACAUUUCCGACGGGAAAGAUGUGGAGGCCUUUGUGGAGCUCGUUCAAAGAAGGAAGCCUGACGUUAUUGGAAUCUCAGGUUUCUCGCCAGAGACACGGAAGUUGUACAGACAACUUACCGAUCUCAUCGACAAAAGUGAUCUCCGUGGGGCUUCCUACACUGACGACCGCGACGAAGAAGUGAGUGAUCGCUUGGAGGUUGUUAUUGUCAAUGAUGAGGUCGCCCGAUUGUAUCAACACAGUGAUCGAGCGAGAUUAGAGCAUCCUGGAUUCACCCCCCUAACACAUUACUGCGUCGCGCUGGCGCAUUAUCUCCAGAGUCCUCUGAAGGAAUAUGCUUCCCUGGGUCGGGAUAUCAUCUCCAUCCAGUUUAAACCCGGCCAACAGCUUGUAUCUCAGGAGCUUCUGAUCAAGCAACUGGAAAGUGCUCUGAUUGACAUGGUUAAUCUCGUGGGCGUCGAUAUCAAUGAAGCGGUUAGCGAUACGUCCGCCGCCAACCUGCUUCCGUACAUUUGUGGUCUCGGCCCUCGAAAAGCUGAGCAUCUGUUGAAGAUCAUUAACAUGAACGGUGGGGUUGUGAACGGGCGCGUAGAGCUUCUCGGCGUCAACGCGCAGUACCCAGCAAUGGGGGUUAAAGUUUGGAAUAACUGUGCCAGCUUCCUUUACAUCGACUACGAAAAUGCCGACAACGAUGCGGAUCCACUAGACAACACGCGUGUACACCCAGAAGACUACGAUAUCGCCCGGAAGAUGGCUGCGGAUGCUCUCGAGCUUGACGAAGAGGAUAUCAAGGCGGAAACAGACGAGAACGGUCCCGGAGCUAUUGUUCGGAAAUUGUUCAAGGAAGAGGCCCAGGACCGAGUCAACGAUCUUAUUCUCGAGGAGUAUGCGGAGCAACUCGAGAAAAAUCUCAAUCAGCGAAAGCGGGCUACCUUGGAGACUAUCAGGGCUGAGUUGCAACAACCGUACGAAGAACUGCGAAAACAGUUCGUUUUCUUAAGCACCGAUGAUAUCUUCACCAUGUUUACCGGCGAGACCUCGAGCACGCUUGCUGAGGGGAUGGUGGUGCCUAUAUCCAUUAAGAGGAUCACAGACGAUCAUAUCGACGGGAAGCUAGACUGUGGCAUUGACGCAUUGGUUCCAGAGAUGGAGCUCACGGAUCGAUAUGAUGUGCCGGUUAAGAGCUUAUUCUCAGUUCACCAGACAGUGCAGGCGAAGAUUCUGUAUCUCAACCGGAAGAACUUCACAGCCAAUGUAUCGCUUCGUGAAGAGCAAGUCAGCCGGCCCUACCGCAAGCCCAUGGAUCAUAUGCGAGGGGAGUGGGACGACCGCCAGGAACAGCAGGAUAAGGAACUGAUGGAGGAGAAGACCCAGGUCGGCGGCCGGGUGAUGCGUGUCAUCAAACAUCCACUUUUUCGCCCAUUCAAUGCAGCGCAGGCGGAGGAGUUCCUGGGUACCCAGAGUCGCGGGGAUGUUGUGAUCCGGCCCUCGUCCAAGGGCCCAGACCAUUUGGCUGUCACCUGGAAGGUUUCUGAUGGAAUCUACCAACAUAUAGAUGUCCUGGAACUGGACAAAGAAAACGAGUUCUCAGUCGGCCGGACGCUCAAGAUUGGUGGUCGCUAUACCUACAGUGAUCUCGAUGAGUUGAUCGUGAACCAUGUCAAGGCUAUGGCGAAGAAGGUUGACGAGAUGAUGCUGCACGAAAAGUACCAGAGUGGGAGCAAGAGCGACACUGAGCGCUGGUUGACCACGUAUACUGAAGCGAACCCAAAGCGAUCCGUCUACGCCUUCUGCAUCAACCCGAAAUAUCCCGGCUACUUCUAUCUCUGCUUCAAGGCCGGCCAGAAUGCGAUGCUACACAGCUGGCCCGUCAAGGUGAUCCCGCAGGGCUAUGAGCUGCAGCGGAACCCUUAUCCAGAUAUGCGAGCGUUGUGUAAUGGCUUCAAGUUGUUGUUCACGAACAUGCAGGCCGGGAAACGACGGUAG
Paecilomyces variotii is the source of this 4272-nucleotide messenger RNA. RefSeq names its product transcription elongation factor spt6. The record is from RefSeq and is a predicted model, not a curated record. Gene Ontology annotation, cellular component: transcription elongation factor complex. Gene Ontology annotation, biological process: nucleosome organization; transcription elongation by RNA polymerase II; transcription elongation-coupled chromatin remodeling. The transcript has 4 exons. The coding region runs from base 1 to 4272 and encodes 1423 amino acids. Gene Ontology annotation, molecular function: DNA binding; nucleosome binding; histone binding. Lineage: Eukaryota; Fungi; Ascomycota; Eurotiomycetes; Eurotiales; Thermoascaceae.